Scleropages formosus (Asian bonytongue) is the source of this 2172-nucleotide messenger RNA. RefSeq names its product coagulation factor XIII A chain-like. Gene Ontology annotation, molecular function: protein-glutamine gamma-glutamyltransferase activity. The transcript is spliced from 14 exons. Bases 1 to 2172 code for a protein of 723 amino acids. Gene Ontology annotation, biological process: blood coagulation, fibrin clot formation; peptide cross-linking. The record is from RefSeq and is a predicted model, not a curated record. NCBI's taxonomy places the organism in Eukaryota, Metazoa, Chordata, Actinopteri, Osteoglossiformes, Osteoglossidae.
AUGAUCGUGAAUUACAGGAAGUCACAGAGAGGGGGUCACGCUCCUGUCCACAUCAACGGGGUGGAGGUGGAGAGGGUUAAGAGCUACAAGUUCCUGGGUGUACACAUCUCCGAGGAUCUCUCCUGGAGCCUCCACAUAUACAGAUUCCUGAAGGUGUUGCAAAUAGACCUGCAGGAGGAGCAAAACCGGAGAGAGCACCACACUGACUUGUUUGCCAGCCCAAACUUGAUUGUGCGAAGGGGUCAAGAGUUUCGAAUAAGCAUCACUUUUGACGGUCCCUAUAACCCUAGUAAGGAUGGAUUCUACGUGGAAUUCCGAAUUGGUGUUAAUCCACAAAUCCACAAGCAAACCGCCAUCAUUGUCUCUCCUAAUCAGGAUAACAAAGGUCCAUGGCAAAGCCAGUUGCUGGAAAACAAGGGAAAUAUUAUCGAAAUGGGUAUCACCCCUUCAGCGAAUUGCAUUGUGGGAAAAUUCCUCAUGUAUGCAGUUGUUGUAGCACCUACUGGCCUGAUUAGGGACAAGGAAAAUUCCAGUGAAAUCUACAUUUUAUUUAACUCCUGGGCUCCAGAUGACACAGUGUUCAUGCAUGAUGAUACCGAGAGAAUGGAAUAUGUGCUGAACCAAGUGGGCACCAUCUACUGUGGGAGCAUCAGCAAUGUGAUGAAAAGGCCUUGGCAUUAUGGCCAGUUUGAGAAUGGAAUUCUGGAUGCUUGUCUCUAUCUCAUGGAUGAUGCCACCAUACCACUCAUCAGCAGAGGUGACCCAGUUGUUGUGGCCCGGCAGGGUUCUGCAAAGUUGAACUCACAGGAUGACAAUGGCGUGUUGACGGGAAAGUGGAGUGAAGACUAUUCCCAUGGUCGGGCACCCACCUCCUGGACAGGCAGCGUUGAAAUUCUACAUCUCUACGCCAGCAAUGGAGUGCCCGUCAAUUAUGCGCAGUGCUGGGUCUACGCUGGUGUCUUCAACACCUUUCUCCGUUGCUUGGGGAUUCCAUCCAGGGUCAUCACCAACUACAAUUCUGCCCAUGACAAUGAUAGAAGCUUAAAAACGGACAUCAUUGUUGACUGCAAUGGAAAAAUAGACAAAAAAUACACCAAGGACUCUAUCUGGAACUUCCACUGCUGGAACGAAUGCUACAUGGCCAGACCUGACCUCCCUCUGGACUUUGGCGGCUGGCAGGUUGUAGAUGCCACCCCUCAAGAAACUAGUGAUGGAUUGUACAGAUGUGGUCCUGCCCCUCUCUAUGGCAUCAAGCAGGGCGUUAUAUGCUACCCCUAUGAUUCUCCAUUUGUGUUUGCAGAGGUGAACAGUGAUGUCAUCUUUUACAAAAGGGACAAGUACGGAAAACUGACAAAAGUGUCUGUAAAUGAGACGUAUGUGGGCAAAAUGUUGCUGACCAAAGCGAUUGGUCAGGAUGUGCCAAUAAACAUCACUGAAUUGUACAAAUUUCCAGAAGGGACCAUGCAGGAGCGCCUGGCCCUUCAAAUGGCAGAAUCCUAUGGUACUGAGAAGGAUCGAUCGGUUCUGCCGAAAGUGGAUGUGGAGAUGAAAGUCACAGUAAAACCCGUGACAUUGGGAGAAGACUUUCAGCUAGUCUUGAUUUUCCAGAGCUUGGGCAGAUCCCUCUACAACGUUGAUGUCUUUGUCUCUGGCAAUGUGAUGUACUACACAGGUGUCUCUGGUCCUGAAUUCAUGUCCACUACCUUACAGGUGCAGGUGGAUCCUUCAAGGCAAACAACAGCUACCGUGGAUGUGCGUUCUGAAGAAUACAUGAACAAGCUGUUCGGUCAUGGGAAUCUGCAUUUCUUCAUCACAGGAAAAGUAAAAGAAACAGGCCAUAUGCUCAACAUCAUGCACCCAGUUAGCCUGAUCAGCCCCCAGCUUACGGUUAAGGUGACUGGGGUUCCGCAGGUCAAUCAGAGAAUGUUUGUUACAGUGGAAUUUACAAACAAUUUUGGAUUCAGUCUGAAGGAUGUUACCCUAACUGUGGAAGGAACAUGGGUUCUACCACCCAAGACUAAAACAUACAGCUCAAUUGCUCCAGCCUCAACCAUCACCUGGACUCAGUCCUUCAUCCCAAUGGAUCCAGGGCUAAAGAUGCUGAUGGCCUGCCUGGACUGCGAAUACUUGAGGCAGGUCUGCGGCACGGCGAGUGUCUACAUUAAUGUUUGA